GGGAGCGAGGAGAGGCCGCGACCGGAGAGAAAACGCCGGAGUCGCCGCCGGAGAAAAGUCGACUCCCCAGCCGCCGCCGCCGCCGCCAGCGAGGCCCGCCCACCCGCUCGCCCGUCCCCCUGCCCCGUUCACAAUAAUUCUUCCUUCACAAAUUCUUUGAAGUACCCUCUUAGAUUAAAAACUUGGAAGAAAAGUGUAGCAGCCGUAGUCCAAAAAAGCAGUCUCCAUGUGGUCACACGAACGCUACCUUCAAAAUGAGUGUUUUCCAGAAAGCAGGCAGCCUGCUUCUGCAAAGUGGUAUGAUCGAAGGGACUAUGUCUUCAUUGAAUUCUGUGUUGAAGACAGUAAAGAUGUUAAUGUAAAUUUUGAAAAAUCCAAACUUACAUUCAGUUGUCUUGGAGGAAGUGAUAAUUUUAAGCAUUUAAAUGAAAUUGACCUUUUUCAUUGUAUUGAUCCAAAUUCUAGAGAACGUAAGGGAAGAAGUAAGAAAGGAGAGGAUUCCAAGCACAAAAGAACGGACAGAUCAAUUUUAUGUUGUUUACGAAAAGGAGAAUCUGGCCAGUCAUGGCCAAGGUUAACAAAAGAAAGGGCAAAGCUCAAUUGGCUUAGUGUGGACUUCAAUAAUUGGAAAGACUGGGAAGAUGAUUCAGAUGAAGACAUGUCUAAUUUUGAUCGUUUCUCUGAGAUGAUGAACAACAUGGGUGGUGAUGAGGAUGUAGAUUUGCCAGAAGUAGAUGGAGCAGAUGAUGAUUCACAAGACAGCGAUGAUGAAAAAAUGCCAGAUCUGGAAUAAGGAGUAUUGUCAUCACCUGGAUUUUGAGAAAGUGAUUUCUCUGCAAAAUUUCAUAAUUGAGAGAAUUCCUGAGUUGAUAGCUCUAAAGGUGGAUGCUGUAUUUGCCUCCUUUAACCCAUUUUUCAACCUAUUUGUUUUUUUAAAAGGCUUCACUAAGGGUUGAUAUGUACCAUUGUAAGGGGCAGUUUUAAGUCAGCUAAGGCAAUAACCUUAUGCAUGAACAUUUCCCAGACUUCAUGAAGCUGUUGAGGUCCUAGAUAAUUGAUACAGCAGUUGUGAUAAAUAAAAACAUUUCACUUAAGUCUCCUUUACUUCUUCAUAACAUAGAUACUGACAUGAUAGGAAGUGCUCAGCUUAGGGAAAGAUAAGUAAAUUUUAGGGUUUAGAACAUGGACUCAAACGUGGCUGAAACAAAUUGGCUGACACCUUAAACUGAUAACCGGCUAUUCCUCUGGUGUAUCCUUCAGGAGUGUUCCACUAAAGUUUAUUUUUCAAAAAAUUCACUUCACAUUAUUCUAUGUAAGUGAUCACUUGUCAGUGUUCCAGAUGUAUCUUAGCUAAAACUAGUGAAUGCCCUAACUUAGAUGGUUUUUGAAGCCUAUACAUUUGGUAUUGUUUGGCCCUUAAGCUUUUACAUCUCUUAGCAUGGAGGACGAAGAAAGCUGUACAUUGUUGCUUGAGAGUCUGUACAUUUAGACCAGAUUUGUAUUUGCACUGUCAGUAUGGCAAAUGAGUGAAGAAAAUGUUAAUACACUAUUGGAAAUUUUUUUUUAUUUCUUUUUUUUUUCUGGUUCAGCUUAUACCAGGGCUGAAAACCUCAAUUUAUGUUCAUGACAGUGGGGAUUUUUUUAAAUGUCUACAUUCUUUCUAAUAAACUGUUGGAAGACUUCUUGGCUGUCCUUUUAAGUGUCUGGUUUACCGUAACUUCAUGUAUUUACCAUUUACUGGAAUGGAAUUUUUAUUUUUAUUUGAGAAAGAACUUGGGACUAUUCCUCUGUUGAAUAAAGAGGCUUGCUGUAAUGUCACAGGAGACCUUCUUAAAGUGGAUCUGUAAUAGAAAAUUGUAGAUGCACUUGGCAGCAGUUGAAAAAGGAAGUUGUUGUGAUUUGAUUGAAAUAAAACUGAAUGUGUUGUCCUCCACUA
Molecule: messenger RNA, 1936 nt
Organism: Oryctolagus cuniculus (rabbit)
Lineage: Eukaryota; Metazoa; Chordata; Mammalia; Lagomorpha; Leporidae
Source: RefSeq, a predicted model, not a curated record